Molecule: messenger RNA, 366 nt
Organism: Pyricularia oryzae 70-15
Lineage: Eukaryota; Fungi; Ascomycota; Sordariomycetes; Magnaporthales; Pyriculariaceae
Exons: 4
Coding region: 1-366 (121 amino acids)
Source: RefSeq, a predicted model, not a curated record
AUGUACCGUAGAACCUUUCAAGCCUUCAUCUACACUUGGGCAAAAACCAAACAACAUCAAGGACCACGUGAUUUGCUUGGAGCCGGUUUACGACAAAUUUCUCCUUUCUUUGCCAAAGACUUCUCCAACCUCAAACAGGGAUUGCAGCCAUGGUCAGCCAUCUCUGGUCACUGGUCAGUACCGGCAAGCACAUCUCUGUCAAUCACUGUAGAUAACCAACCAUACACCAAAGCGAAAGUGGCUGCGGAGCAAUAUGUACAAGGCAAAAUAAUGUGGAGAUGGUAUCAAACCCGCCAGACAGUCUAUAAGCAACAAUCCAUUGGCCCGCCCAACCUCGAACCCUCAACUACGCCAAGUCAGAGCUGA